This is a messenger RNA of Sceloporus undulatus (fence lizard), 690 nucleotides long. Its product is annotated as maltase-glucoamylase, intestinal-like. Gene Ontology annotation, biological process: carbohydrate metabolic process. NCBI's taxonomy places the organism in Eukaryota, Metazoa, Chordata, Lepidosauria, Squamata, Phrynosomatidae. Bases 16 to 690 code for a protein of 224 amino acids. The transcript has 4 exons. The record is from RefSeq and is a predicted model, not a curated record. Gene Ontology annotation, molecular function: alpha-1,4-glucosidase activity; carbohydrate binding.
CAGAAUAUCUUAACUAUGACUGUGACACACAAUGGUUACCAAGACCCAAAUAAUUUAGAAUUUGAGGAAGUCAAAAUCCUUGGAUUGCCCCUUGAACCUACAGAAGUAAAAGUCACUUCAAACAAUGUGGCUCAGACAUAUCCUGUCAAUAUCAGUUAUAAUGCUGCAGAAAAGGUUGCCCAUAUAACAGGUCUUCAACUGAAACUAGGAGAAGCCCACACAAUCUCGUGGAACCAGAUCUUCAGAGAAAGUGACAAAUUUGAUUGCCAUCCUUAUCCAGAUGCAACACAAGCAAACUGUCAAGCUCUUGGCUGUAUCUGGAAUUCUUCUGCUCCUUCAGGAGUUCCAUACUGCUACUACCCUGACAACACUGGUUAUACCAUUGACCAGGUUCAGUACACAUCUUCUGGCUUCGUAGCAAACAUUGGCAGAAGCCAGAGUUCUGUUAGAUAUCCAAAACAGGCAAUAAUACCCAUUGACACACUACGCUUGGAGGUUAAAUAUCAUGAGAACCACAUGUUUCAGUUUAAGAUUUAUGAUUAUAGCAAUAGCAGAUUUGAGGUUCCAAUACCAUUGAACCUCCCCAGCACUCCUGCAAGUUCCCCUGAAAAUCGUCUCUAUGAUGUCUCAGUUCUAAACAAUCCAUUUGGUAUCCAAAUUCGGCGCAGGAGCACUGGGACUGUCAUGUAA